Zophobas morio is the source of this 1303-nucleotide messenger RNA. RefSeq lists its product as uncharacterized. Gene Ontology annotation, molecular function: endonuclease activity. The record is from RefSeq and is a predicted model, not a curated record. Gene Ontology annotation, cellular component: nucleus. The transcript is spliced from 3 exons. NCBI's taxonomy places the organism in Eukaryota, Metazoa, Arthropoda, Insecta, Coleoptera, Tenebrionidae. The coding region runs from base 175 to 1197 and encodes 340 amino acids.
UUCAAACUGUAAACAAUGAAUGAGUCCCGCGUUGUGUUACACUUACUGACAUUAUUUCCUAACAAAUCUGAAAAUUAUUACUAUUAAUUAUUACUCGAAAAGUAUCGUAGUUGCAAUUGCAACAUUAGUGCAACGGUGGAAGCAGUUAACAACGAUACCCAAACAAGAACAAACAUGUUUCGUGGGUUGUUUAAUGGUAUAUUAGAUGGUUUUUCCAAACUAUGUAGUUGCAAUGGAUCUUCUUCAUUAUCGGACGAUACACAGAUUCCAGGAGCAAGUACAAGAGACGAUAUCGAGUUCGUAAACAUUAAUAUUGGUGAGGAGUUUGCCAAAAAUCUAAGUGACAAGUUUUCUCGCCCAUCUUUGGUUGUUCCGACGGGUUUUCAACCCGUUAUUGAAAUACCUGUAGCACUAGGAGAACAACUGUACAUCGCAUAUGUAGAAUCGACAUUUCGACAACAAGAAGCUCAAAAUCAAAUUGUCCAAGAUCUUAUUAAAGAAGACGAAGAAUUUGCGAGACGACUGCAAGAUGAAGAAAACAAAUACGACAAGGCUCAAGAAGCACGAGGCCUGGAACCUCAGGCGAAAUCUAGAGAGGAACAGCUAAAUAAGAGAAAAUCAGAAUUACCGCUUAUUCAUGGAAAGACCAAUUUUGUACCGCAAUUUUGGCCACAAGAUGAUGAAACUGAUUUGGCAUUCGAGCAACCUGCAGCUUCCUACCGUGAACAAGCGCAACAACAUAUAAAAAAAAGAACACAGUUUUAUAAAAAUGCUAAACAAUGUCUCAAAGUGCAAAAUCACAAACUUGCUAAUUAUUACUAUCAACAAGCGAAAGAGCAAACAAAGCUUAUCGAAGAAGCUAAUAACCGUGCUGCUGCAGCGUUUUUAGCGGAAAACAGUGAACGACAUAGUAAGAAUACCAUUGAUCUUCAUCACCUCUUCGUUAGAGAGGCGAUUCAAGCCUUGGAUAAUUUUUUGGAUAAAGAGAUAACUUCACUGCAAGAUGAACAUUUGAAAACUAAAUUUUUAGUGGUAAUCACGGGAAGGGGGAAGCACAGUCGGGAUGGAGUUCCUAAGAUCAAACUGGCGGUUAUGGAUAGAUUGAAAAAUAGGAAAUUAAAGUAUUCCGAGAUAAAUCCAGGCAGUUUACGAGUUCAUAUUUUCAAGCAUUCGUAUCUUACGACUGAACUGAUGUAAAACUUAAAAUUUUAAGUUUUUUAAUCGAUUCACCUAAGUGUAACAGUAAAAAUCUUUCCCAGUCUGUGUAAUAUUCGAAAUAAAAAUGUACGAGUUAAUUUACAAA